Messenger RNA from Phycomyces blakesleeanus NRRL 1555(-), 1341 nucleotides. RefSeq lists its product as hypothetical. The record is from RefSeq and is a predicted model, not a curated record. The coding region runs from base 1 to 1341 and encodes 446 amino acids. Lineage: Eukaryota; Fungi; Mucoromycota; Mucoromycetes; Mucorales; Phycomycetaceae. The transcript has 7 exons. Gene Ontology annotation, molecular function: protein binding.
AUGACUGAUGCACAAUAUGAUUCAUUCGAAACCAUACCACCAAAUUUUAUUAAACUUAACAUACGAACACAACAACAAGAUACCCGCUCUGUCAUUAUACCACGCAAUUCUUCAGUACCUCUUUUGAAACAAAAAAUACAAAAUGUGUUUGAUGUAGCUAUAGAACGACAGAGGCUGAUCUUUCUAGGGCGCAUCUUGAAAGAUGAUAAGAAUCUUUUAGAUUAUGGUACAGCACAUCCAUUCGAUGGAGAAGCUAUUCAACUGACAGACACUUUAUGUCCUCGACUACGCCUUCGUCAAUAUUUAUCACCCAGGCAAAUUGUUAUGGUGCGCUUUCCACGGAUAACAGCAUAUGAGUCUCCUUCAAUGACUGCCCGAAAUAUAGCUUCAUCCAACAGCCUCAGAGAAAACACACCUGGUUGGACCAAUCCAACUGGAAGAGGUCUUCCAGAUAUUGCAUCCUUAUUUCAAGAUAGAGAACCCCCGAUGGUACGCUUUCGGCGCUCACUUCGACACUUACAGCAGACACUGCAAGGCAUGCCAGAACCUCAACGUGUAAAUAGAAGAUUCUCACUGUUUAUGCCGAGAUCUGUGCGGCGAUCUGCUGUCACAUAUUGGCCUUACUCGAGAUCCAUAGAAAUGAGAUUAGCGGAAAGUAUUUCACAUGCCAGAAACGCUCAAUCGACAUUUAACUCGACAACACAGCCCUCUUCAAAUAAUACCACAGGCCGUCGAAAUGCUUUUACUGAGGACCCGACUUUUCUUUCGGAUGAAUAUGUUCAAAAUCCUCGCGAAAGAGCUCGUCAAACUGCAAUAGCCCUUAGAUUAACUGUACAGGCUAUGAAUCUAGCAAUACCCAAUCUGAGACACCUAAGUGAUACUUUGCAGGAAGCAGGAGUAACAUCUGAGGAUGUAUAUCAACAGUUUACAGAGAGAGUGCAAACAUCAACUGGAUUAUAUGAAUUGAGUCUAUCCAAUCAAUGUCUGUCAUAUGUGCUUGCCAAUAUUGAACUUGCAGAAAGUAAUAAUCGGGUGUUUGAAAGAGAUGGCCUGAAUGCAUCUGCGCACACUACUUCACAUCCUACAGUUCACGAACCGGAAUUAGAAUCAAAUAAAACACACACAGAGCAACCGUCCGACACGCUUCUGGAAGCUGAGCGCCCAGGUGGCUCACCUUCUACACAUAAUAGCUCACAUGCUCUACCGUCAGCUGCAAAGGGGUUAAAACGAAAGAGAGAAGACGAUUCCAUAGACGAGACCUUUAAUAAGAGACGUAUCUCAGAUAAUGGAGAGGGUAGUACACAGCAGGACAAGGGUAAAGAUUUAUAUACGGCAUGUUGA